GGAAUUUUUGAUGUUAAUAACAAAAAUUUUAAAGAUGGCGCUGGAAUAGAUGAUAUUGGAGCACAUUAUGGAAAUUGUAUGAAGGAUGAUAAUCUACAAAAAUGUAAAUAUAAAAAUUUCUGUGGUUUUACAUUUCAAAAUCAAAUACAGUCAAGUUUUAAUCCAUAUUUUCAAAUUGAUUCAAAAAAUGAUAAACAAUUGUCUUUGAUUAUACCAAGUGAAAUUGAAAAUUCAUAUAGCUAUCUUAUUUCUCCAAUUUACAAUAAUGCAAUGGAAGGAAACAAAUGUCUACAAUUUUUAAAUGUAUCUACUAGAGGAAUAGUUCAAUUUGAAUUAUUUGUCCGAAAACUGGAUCAAAAAGAAUUUAUAUUUUUCCAAAAUGUUACAAUUAAUAAAGAAAAUUGGAAAAUUUCAAUUCCUGGUGAUAUAAUUCAAGUAAAAUUUAAAUUUUUUGCUAUUUCAUUUGCCUAUCAACAAGCCACUUUUAAAGAUAUUAACAUUGUAGAGAAAGUUUGCAGGGAAAAUGGUUAG
This is a messenger RNA of Dimorphilus gyrociliatus, 531 nucleotides long. The record is from the annotation of a GenBank genome assembly. NCBI's taxonomy places the organism in Eukaryota, Metazoa, Annelida, Polychaeta, Dinophilidae.